Messenger RNA from Poeciliopsis prolifica (blackstripe livebearer), 4084 nucleotides. It is a transcript of the gene tmem200a, whose product is annotated as transmembrane protein 200A. Bases 762 to 2369 code for a protein of 535 amino acids. The record is from RefSeq and is a predicted model, not a curated record. Lineage: Eukaryota; Metazoa; Chordata; Actinopteri; Cyprinodontiformes; Poeciliidae. The transcript is spliced from 5 exons.
UUCCCACGAGUGUAAAGGCUUUCAGAAGACCUGGAUGGAGCUGCUGCUCGAUUCAAUUCAUUGGAUUUUAAAACAAAACAAAAUUAUCUGACUUGAACCUGAAGUUCUUGAAACGGAAAUUCUCCAUCUGACCAUUUUGUAGUACUUUCUUUGUUUGUUUUGUUUGUUGUUGUUUGGACGCGCAAUCAGAUUUUGGACCCGAACGCUCCACGAAACGACUUUUACGCAUCAGGCAAACACAGGGGGCGCCGCUUUGACUGCUUUUCUUUGGCUUCUUCUUCCUAUUCUUCCUUUGCAUUGUAACAUCUUUAUUACAAUGCGAGCUUUUACGCAUCUAAAUAAUCCGAACGAGGAGGAGAAAAAUGAUUUCCCUUAAUUAGCGUGUUUCUCCGCCCUCAUCAUAACUCUGCGCGCGUACUGCGCUCUCCACCAGGCGUAAAGGAAGAAAAAAAAAGUGUUCCGCGCACAAAUCGACGCUUCUCGUCGCUCAAGUCCUAAUUCAUCUGGAAACUGUCGAAAUGACGCCUCUCGGUCUGCCUUAAAGGAGCUGGGAUGCUGCUGCGGGCUGCUGCUGUUUCCAAAAGGCUGCAUGGGAGCGAGCUGUCAUCUUAGUUCUCCCCGGUGCGGCGUCGUCUCGCUGGAAGUCGUGGGCUUCAGUGUGGAAGAUGGCUUUGGACUUUCCCCCAGGAUACAAAGCGUAGUCCCUCUGCAUGCCUGAUUGCACCGUGACAGCGGAAACUCGUCUUACAGUAAGGUAAAGGAUGACUGCGGCAGCAGGUGUACUGACAGGCUUGGCCAAGCUCAAGCGCCAGGACUCGGCCCGCUCCCAGCAUCGGCCCGUUCCACCCGCGUCACAAGGCCUGGCUCACCCCGGCUCCGAGGGCGCGCCCAGAAAGCGGAAGCGACGCACAGACGUUGUGGUGGUCCGAGGAAGGCUUCGACUCUACUCGGCUUCUGGCUUUUUUCUCUUCCUGGGACUAAUCAUCUUGGCAGUAGGGAUCGGUAUGGCGACCCUGGGUUACUGGCCGCACAAUAAAGCCGCACCGACAGGAGGAGGAAACGAAGUGAAGGUGGGGAAGGGUGCGACCAACGCAAGCCAUGAUGUUCAAGACUCGCCUUCGAAGCAGGCGGGCGGCGCUCUGAUGCGGUUCCUGGAACAGCAUCUUCACUCUGAGAGGAUGAAGAUGCUCGGGCCCUUCACCAUGGGCAUUGGGAUUUUUAUCUUCAUCUGCGCUAAUGCAAUCCUUCAUGAAAACAGAGAUAGGGAGACUAAGAUAAUCCACAUGAGGGACAUGUACUCCACGGUCAUCGACAUCCAUCGCCUCCGGCAGAGGGAGCAGAAGCAGUACCAUCACCGCAGCAGCGACGUGGCCGAUCUUCGAGGUUUUGGGGCUGACGCAGCGGCGCGCCUGGCCAGCAACUCCCUCCUGGGCUUCUCGUCUCGUUCCGGAAGCAGAGUCGGGUCCACGGAGGAGGAGGAGGUGCUGCUUGGGGAUGAGGAGGUCCAUAGACACAGAGAGAGGUUGGAUUGUAGCUUUGCGGGACUGCUGGCGCCCUUUUACGGUGCCGGGCUUGGGCUGUCACAGUGCGACUCAGUGCGACACCAGUGGUCAGUGGACGGAGAUGGGGAGAAGGGAGGACACCAUGCGGGGUCUAUUGUCUCCUCCUCCAUCUCUGCCUUUACUCUCCCUGUUAUUAAGCUAAACAACUGCGUAAUUGAUGAACCAGAAAUGGAGGCGAUUACCGAAGAGGACAGAGGAGGUGAGAGGAGGGAGGGUGAGAGGCCAGCGCCUCUGAGCUCCAUGGAGUCUCUGGUGGUGCCAGUAGCAUCCGUCGCCAAGGCCUCCAAGCCACCGGGCCUGCAACGCAGCAACUCUGCGUCCUCCUCCUCCCGCUGCUCUCCCUUCUCCUCGUGCAGCCUCUCCCCGGCCCCCUCCUCUACCUCAGGCUGCUGGCUCUCGCCGGGAGCGGCGAGGAGCGACUUCGGCUCCAACUCCUCUCUGCACAUGCUGAACAGCCACAGCCACUCCAAAUCCCUGGACCUGGAGCGCGGGCCCAGCAUGCUGAGCGUGCGCUCGGAGCAGCGGAAGCACCCCAGCUGGCCGCGGCUCGACCGCAGCAACAGCAGCCGCAGCCACGGCGGGACCAGAGGCAGCAGCGGCAGCAGCAAGGGAUACACGCGCCUGGAGGACAGGGAGGACAGGGAGGAGCGGCCCUCGGAUGCGCCGGCGUCCCCGACAGACAGGCGCGAUUACAGCAAGCGAGAGAAGCUGCUCAUGAUAUCCAGGUCGCAUAAUAAUCUGAGCUUCGAGCAGGAGGAGUUUAACAGCAGCACGCUGAAGAGAGGAAGCUCAGAAACACGAUUCUGAGCGAAGUAAGAGGCAACACCAGCUCUCUCCUGGUCUGCAAAAUUGUUCUUCAUGCUGUCUUAGUUGACGACCUUGAGACUAAGUUGUGCUUUUAAGACAAGGUUGUUGUUUUCUUUUAACAACGAGCAAUAGCACCAGUAAAGUAAGAUUAGAACCUGCACAGCAAACAGGUUUGCACUUAAAUGGCUGUCUGACCCCACAGGCCAACUUCACGGCAGUAGAGGUGCUGUUUUACAGCUGGAGCUCCCUGCAGGGAUCAAUGCAACGACUUCCAGAUUACAUGAAUAUGCUCUGCAGUUUAACAAACUGGACCAGGCUUCAGACAGCGAUGUUAACUCAAGACGGUGCCCUGCGAAUAAAUACAACAAAGAGGCCCUCAUUGCCCUGUGGCCAUGUAAUAUUGACCUUUCCCAGGAACUUCAGAACAAAGAUGGCUGCAAAUACCAACAGUUUGGUGUCUGUGGCUCUGCUGCGGGCAUUUUCAGCUAACUGCUGGGUUAGAUUUUACUCAGGAUUAGUCAGCUUUAUAUAUGGCCACAAACCCACUUAGAGUGCAGAAAAUCUCUUGUUUUAUCAGUAGCAAUUGUGUCACUGAUUGAAGAAUAUUUUCAGAAACAUUUUGCAAUAACUCCUAAAAGAAUCGGACAUCUUGUCCUGCCUUACUGUCCAAUUCCUAAAACCAAAUGUACACAUUCAUUCAAUAAUUUGGCUAUGGUUUAAUAAUCAUAUCUGAACCCAACCUCAUCUACGACGUAAAGAAAUACCAAAAUUGGAAAGGAAUAUUUUUUGCUGUAACUGCAUUUCCAGCUGUAUCUGGAAUGGAAAUGUCGGUCAGGACUCAAGAGAAAUGAUGUGGGACUGAAGUGUUUCUGGUCGCGUUUUCAUAAAUCACCAUUUUGAAGCAUUUUUACACACAUUUGUUUCCAAAGAUUGGCACAUGUAAAUAGUUUUUGUCCCAUCACAAGAUGCCGCCAGGCAUUUUCUUCCAUUAAACUGAAAAGAAACAGAACAUAGGGAUUUGUGAAGCAGCUGAAACUGUCCUUGAAUACAGAACGUAGAGCAAUGCAGCUACUUCUCCUGGUAAUGUUUUUAUUUAUUUCACCUUUGCUUAUUUAAUUCUUGUCAAUUACAAAGCAAGUGAACACAUAAUUAAGUUUAUUGGAAAACUAGAAUAUGAAUAUCCAAACACUGCGACAAACAAACAUCAACAACAGACACGGAAGAAGAGACGCAAUCAUGAGGAUGACUGAUAAUUAUCCAGCACACAUUCUCCAAAAAGACACAAAAAAAAUCACUACCAGGUGAGCUGGUAAUGAUGUGUCCAAAUCGGUAGAUGGAAAGUUGAGUGGAAGGAAAAAGGGUGGUUGAAAAGAGGAUUCAUAUGAUACAGGGGUUUCACUUCUUUUUGGACUGAAUUACUGAAAUAAAAUCAAUUCUCGAUGAUGUUCUAACUUAUCUUUUUUUGAAGUUCGGUUUGGGCUGCUAGAUAAAAGUCACGAGACACAUUGUGGCAGCCAUCUUUGUUGACGCCUCUGUAAACGUCUUUUAUAGUAGCAUUUUCCGCUACGUUUGAACCACCAAGGUCGUAUAGUAAAAUUGUUUUACAGUCGGAUGUGUGUUGAGAAUCUUUCUCAGACGAACUAGUUUCUAGUGGUCUGUGAGUCACUGUUCAAUUUUGUUGUUUUUUUGUUUCUCAGAAUAAAAUUUAUUUUCUC